Molecule: messenger RNA, 2854 nt
Organism: Rattus rattus (black rat)
Lineage: Eukaryota; Metazoa; Chordata; Mammalia; Rodentia; Muridae
Gene: Cant1
Product: calcium activated nucleotidase 1
Biological process (GO): proteoglycan biosynthetic process
Molecular function (GO): calcium ion binding; UDP phosphatase activity; GDP phosphatase activity
Source: RefSeq, a predicted model, not a curated record
UUGAGCCUCCACCUGUCACACAGGCCACUUGUGAAGGAAGCAAGGAGACAGGCCACCUUGGCUGUAGCUCUACAGGGUGCUGUACAGACCCAAGGGUGCCCAUGGAGGUCCUGUCCAGCGUGCAGUCUGAUGCCCAUCCAGCCCUUUGACCAGCGGGAAUGGAAUGAGCCUAUGCACUCCCUCCGGAUCAGUGUAGGGGGCCUUCCAGUGCUGGCAUCCAUGACCAAGGCCACGGACCCUCGCUUCCGCCCCCGCUGGAGGGUGAUUCUGACGUCCUUUGUGGGUGCUGCCCUCCUCUGGCUGCUGUAUUCCCACCAUCAGACCCCAGUACCGGGCAGGCCCCCCAUCCACAACACACACAACUGGAGGCUCAGCCAGGAGCGCAUCUCUCAAUACAAUGACACCUACCCCCUGUCACCCCCACAGAGGACUCCAGGUGGGAUUCGGUACCGAAUCGCAGUCAUUGCUGACUUGGACACGGGGUCCAGGGCCCAGGAGGAGAACACUUGGUUUAGUUACCUUAAGAAAGGCUACCUGACCCUGUCGGACAGUGGGGACAGGGUCAGUGUGGAGUGGGAUAAAGACCAUGGGGUCCUGGAGUCCCACCUGGCAGAAAAGGGGCGGGGCAUGGAGCUCUCGGACCUGAUCGUCUUCAACGGGAAACUCUACUCUGUGGAUGACCGCACGGGGGUCAUCUACCAGAUCGAAGGCACCAAAGCAGUGCCCUGGGUGAUCCUUUCCGAUGGCGAUGGAACCGUGGAGAAGGGUCAAUUGCUGCUGCUCAGCCUUGCCCCGAGCCCACCCAGUUCAAGGGUCUGUGCGAGCAGCAGUGACUCCUGGGAACACAAUCUGAUAUUAGCGUCUUUUGUAGCAGGCUUCAAAGCGGAAUGGCUGGCUGUGAAGGACGAGCAUCUGUACGUGGGUGGCCUGGGCAAGGAGUGGACGACCACGACGGGGGAGGUGGUGAACGAGAACCCUGAGUGGGUGAAGGUGGUGGGCCACAGGGGCAGUGUGGAACACGAGAACUGGGUGUCCAGCUACAAUGCCCUGAGAGCUGCCGCAGGGAUCCAACCGCCAGGCUACCUCAUUCACGAGUCCGCCUGCUGGAGCGACACACUGCAGCGCUGGUUCUUCCUGCCACGACGGGCGAGCCACGAGCGCUACAGCGAAAGGGAGGACGAGCGAAAGGGCAGCAACCUGCUGCUGAGCGCAGCCCAGGACUUCAGGGACAUCUCUGUGAGGCAAGUGGGGGCGCUGGUCCCCACCCACGGCUUCUCAUCCUUCAAGUUCAUCCCCAACACGGAUGACCAGAUUAUCGUGGCUCUCAAGUCAGAAGAGGACAAUGGCAGGAUUGCCACCUACGUCAUGGCCUUUACGCUGGACGGCCGCUUCCUGCUUCCAGAGACCAAGAUCGGCAGUGUGAAGUAUGAAGGAAUAGAAUUCAUCUAGAGAGUAAGCUUGCACCCCAGCAGGGCUGGGGCCGGUGACCGCGAUACACCAGGACUCAGUUUCAUAAAAACCGGGAGCUCUUCCACUCGUUUGCUUUUUCCUUUUUUGAACUAAGAGCUGUGUGCCUGGCUAGAGUUCCAGAAUAGGGAGCUGCGCCUGGCCCUUACGGGUGUGCGGGUGUGCGUGCUGCUUGGAGACUGGGAGCAGGGACCGCACCGGACCCCAGGUGCUCUGCCCACGCAUGCUCACUUGCACUGCCACCUGGUGGUAGGGACUGGUCACUGCUGCAGGCACCUUUCGAGCCUCUGGCCUUCGAAUCCAGCCAUGCCUUUCCUUCCCUGGUCUCUGACCUUUCCAUGAGUUCUCUGUCCAGUGUUUUUGAAGCAGCCAGGUGUUAAACCCUAGCCUAACCAUGGGAGUAUGAGACAGUGUGAGGUAGGCCUGCCAGACAGGCACUCGGAGGCCCCCUCCUCCUCCCUGGCAUUCCGUACUCUGGAAAGUGAAUGUUUACAUGACAGGUUGAGGACCCACCCCUUGGGAGACGCCUGCCCACACUCUGAAGCCACUCUAGCACAGGAUUCCUUACGAGCUGGUCAUAACUUCCUUUCUCCCCUCAGGAGGAUUUUGUGCUGUACAGGCUUUUAAAGUCUGAUUACUAACUUAUUUUUAUUAAAGCAAUUUCUUUUCCUGAAGUACAGAGUCACUAAACUUCAUCACACAGUGAAGGAGUUCCCAUACCUACUUGCAGGAGCAAGGGGCUUGUCCCUACAGCCACGAUGGCAACCCCAGCUUUUACAGAACGGGCUUCAGGAUCCUGGGCCUCUGUCUUCUAGCAACUUCCCAAAGUUGCCAUGCUCUCACCCUCAUCAGUGGCUGAGGGAGGGACUGUGUCUGACUAGAGAUCGGCCCUCGCUGGCUCUUGGUGAGUGUUUGGUAACCUUCUCUCCAGGGGAGCCUCACUGUCUUCUGCUCUCCUGUUCAGUCCCUGUUCAAGAGAGCCUAGGCAGCCGAGUCGGGCUCAGAGGUUGUUCUGUAGGUAACAGCCACCAUAGCUGUCUGCAACACAGGAUGCAGGUACUGCCGUGGGCUCAGGGCCCUGACGAGCAUCGCAAACCCCUUCCACAGGAAGCUAGGAGAGCCAUUGCCACUGGGGCCUGACUGCCCUCAGUCCGACAGGCUGUUUCUGUCCUGUGCUGAGGUCUUGGUGUACUUGUGCUGGGAGCUCAGCCAAACCUCAGUGUGUGUCAGCUGUGUUAGAUUGUGUGGUUCUGAACUGAAAGAGAUGAGAGGUGGAGAGACCUGGGCCCCCUUGCUAAGAAGCCUUCCACACACCUUCCUUUCCCUAAUGUGAGCAGAAUGAUUGUGUCUCUCUGUUUUGUAAACAAUAAAGUGUCAGGGGAAUGUG